GUGGAGAGAAGACGUACGUAUUUCGCUCUGCCACUCCUGAGCUUCUUUGACCCCGCGGUCUCUGAGGCUCGACAGGUAAACAAAGCACAAGUGUUGAAAGUCAACAUAGAGGCACAAUGAGUGAGGCGACAGUGCGUGUAUUGGUUACGGGAGGUUCUGGCCUGCUUGGUCGGGCUGUCAUGAAGGUGUUUAAGGAGAAAAACUGGAACGUACUUGGAACGGCAUUUUCAAGAGUUGGCCAGGGCCUGGUGAAGUGUGACCUGACAGACAGCAGCUCAGUCGAGGUGCUGAUUGAGAAGGAGAAGCCUGAUUUCAUCAUCCACGCAGCAGCCGAGAGAGCUCCAGAUGCUGUUGAGAAUAGAUAUGAGGAGACACGGAAGCUCAACGUUGCAGCAUCGGGCCAUCUCGCAGCAGUUGCAAAGCGCUGUGGAAGCAAACUCAUAUACAUUAGCACAGAUUAUGUCUUUGAUGGAACGUCGCCUCCUUACAGAGAGACAGACACUUGCCAUCCCUUGAAUAAAUAUGGACAGACAAAACUGGACGGAGAAAAAGCCAUUUUAAAAGAAGAUCCAAGCGCUUGCAUCCUGAGGGUUCCAAUCCUGUAUGGUCCUGUUGAGAAAGUGGAUGAGAGUGCCGUGACGUGCCUGCUGCCACUUUUACAGUCGAAUGUAUCCAAGAAAGUAUCCCAUUACGAGAAGAGAUACCCUGUCCAUGUCAGGGACGUGGCACUCAUUUUGCGGGAUCUUAUCAGUGCCAUCAGCAAGGACAAGGAAAUCAACGGAAUAUUCCAAUGGAGCGGAAAGGAGCAACUGACGAAGUACGACAUGAUAGUGGCGAUGGGUCGGGUGCUGUCCCUCUCCCACGACCAUAUCACCCCCGACCCCAACGCAGCUCCAGGGGCACCCAGACCCUACGAUGCCCAAAUGGAUUCGUCGCGCCUCGAGUCCCUCGGGAUCUCGCACCACACUGCCUUCGACGUUGGGAUCAAGGAAUGCCUUAGUCCCUGGUUAGUGUAGAGGAACAGAGAGAGGAGGGGGGGGAGGGGGGUUCCUAGGAGGUGUAAGGCUAGUUAUUGCUGUUAUUGUUGAUAGGGAUAUUUUAUUAUGCAGAUGUGCAAGUAGAGAGUAGCUUUAAGAAAUACUUUUGCAUGAGAUAGAGGAAAAAUUAUACCGUUUUGUUAAGUGAUGUAUUUCCAAUAUUAAUUGUUUAUAAGUUUGGUUUAUUUAUUAGUUUUUUCUUUUUUCCAAAAAGGGCUAAAGAACAUUGUUGUAUGGUAAAGGAUUUUUUCAGAAAAGAAAAGAAAAAAAAACUAAGUAUAAUCUAUAUUUUGCAUUACAUAUAUUAGCUUGUCUUUUAUAAUUCAGUAAUCUAGCUUAUUUUAUCUUUGUUUUAUUUAUGUUACAAAGGAUAAUAAAUUUUGUAUGAUAUAGAA
This is a messenger RNA of Penaeus indicus, 1432 nucleotides long. RefSeq names its product methionine adenosyltransferase 2 subunit beta-like. The transcript is spliced from 7 exons. The record is from RefSeq and is a predicted model, not a curated record. Gene Ontology annotation, biological process: S-adenosylmethionine biosynthetic process. NCBI's taxonomy places the organism in Eukaryota, Metazoa, Arthropoda, Malacostraca, Decapoda, Penaeidae. Gene Ontology annotation, molecular function: methionine adenosyltransferase regulator activity. Gene Ontology annotation, cellular component: methionine adenosyltransferase complex. The coding region runs from base 117 to 1016 and encodes 299 amino acids.